AUGGUGGCAUUCGUUGCGAGUAUUGCAUUUAUGCUAUUCGGAUAUGAUCAAGGUGUUAUGAGCUCGUUACUAACGCUACCAUCGUUUUUGGAAACGUUUCCCGAAAUCAAUGUUUUCGAAAAUAAGUCGAACUCCACAUUACAAGGGUUGGUGGUGGCUAUAUAUGAAAUAGGCUGUAUGUGUGGUGCACUUUUUGCGAUGGUUUAUGGAGACAAUUUUGGUAGAAGAAAGAUGAUUUGGAUCGGUGCUGCAACAAUGACAGUCGGAGCAGUGUUGCAAUGCUCGGCAUUUGGACUACCUCAUUUAAUCGUUGGAAGAAUUGUAACAGGUAUCGGGAAUGGUUUCCUGACUGCAACAAUUCCAAUGUGGUUGUCUGAAUGUGCAAAACCAGAGAGACGUGGUGCUCUUAACAUGAUUAGCGCAGCUCUAAAUAUAUUUGGUGUUGCAUUAUCUUACUGGGUCGAUUUCGGCUUCUAUUUUGUUAAGGGCAGUGCCAGUUGGAGAUUUCCAAUUGCCUUCCAAAUUGUAUUUGCUUUGUUCAUGAUGUCCGUCAUCUUCUUAAUGCCAGAAUCCCCCCGUUGGUUAGUCAAAAAGAAUAGAAUUGAGGAAGCAAAGGAAGUAUUUGCGGUGUUUGCUGAAGUUGAAACCAAUCACACUUUUGUGUUAGCAAAAAUUAAAGAAAUCAAAGAUCUUUCUAUGAAAGAAGAUGCAGAAUUCAGUUUGAAACGCCUAAUUUCAUUUGGACCAAACAAACAUUUUCACAGAACAAUGUUGGCUGCAUUUUGCCAAAUUAUGCAACAAAUUUGCGGAAUAAAUCUAAUUACCUAUUAUGCAGGUACUAUUUAUGAAGACUAUUUAAAUAUGGAUCCUAUUCCUGCAAGAAUUUUAGCUGCUUGUAACGGUACGGAAUAUUUCCUUGCUGCUUGUCUUUCAUACUUUCUUAUUGAAAGAGUAGGGAGAAGAAAUUUGAUGUUAAUUUGUGCUGCAGGACAAAGUGCUACUAUGGCUAUUUUGUGUGGGUCAGGAUGGGCAGCUGAUAACGGGGAUACAAAGGCUGCAAUAUCAGCUGCAGUAUUCCUCUUCGUGUUUAAUAGUUUUUUUGCAGUUGGAUGGUUGGGUGUUCUGUGGCUUUACCCUGCUGAAAUUGCUCCAUUGGAAAUAAGAGCAGCAGUGAAUGGGUUAUCGACAGCUUGCAACUGGGCGUUUACGUUCUUAAUCGUUAUGAUUACACCUAUAUGCUUCGCACAUAUCGGUGCAUAUACUUAUGCUAUAUUCGCAUGCGUUAAUUUCGCUAUGGUUCCAGCUGUUUAUAUUUUUUAUCCUGAAACCUCUGGUAGGUCACUCGAAGACAUAGACAUAAUUUUUGAACAUUCCAACCCUAAGACUCCUUGGGACGUUAUCUCACUUUCCAGAAACUAUAAAAAAUUGGACUAUAAAGAAUCAGACCUCUACGAAAGAAAAGUUUUAGUCGAAUCGAUAGAAUAA
Molecule: messenger RNA, 1485 nt
Organism: Debaryomyces hansenii CBS767
Lineage: Eukaryota; Fungi; Ascomycota; Pichiomycetes; Serinales; Debaryomycetaceae
Product: sugar porter family MFS transporter
Exons: 1
Coding region: 1-1485 (494 amino acids)
Biological process (GO): carbohydrate transport; transmembrane transport
Cellular component (GO): membrane
Molecular function (GO): carbohydrate:proton symporter activity
Source: RefSeq, a predicted model, not a curated record